This is a messenger RNA of Acanthosepion pharaonis, 636 nucleotides long. The record is from the annotation of a GenBank genome assembly. NCBI's taxonomy places the organism in Eukaryota, Metazoa, Mollusca, Cephalopoda, Sepiida, Sepiidae.
AUGUCUUCUGGCAGAGUACCACUUAGUUACGUGUAUGUCUUCUGGCAGAGUACCACUCAUUUGCGUGUAUGUCUUCUGGCAGAGUACCACUUAGUUGCGUGUAUGUCUUCUGGCAGAGUACCACUUAGUUGCGUGUAUGUCGUCUGGCAGAGUACCACUCAUGUGCGUGUAUGUCUUCUGGCAGAGUACCACUCAGUUACGUGUAUGUCUUCUGGCAGAGUACCACUCAGUUGCGUGUAUGUCGUCUGGCAGAGUACCACUCAGUUGCGUGUAUGUCGUCUGGCAGAGUACCACUCAGUUGCGUGUAUGUCGUCUGGCAGAGUACCACUCAGUUGCGUGUAUGUCUUCUGGCAGAGUACCACUCAGUUGCGUGUAGUACCACUCAGUUGCGUGUAUGUCGUCUGGCAGAGUACCACUCAGUUGCGUGUAUGUCUUCUGGCAGAGUACCACUCAGUUGCGUGUAUGUCGAGACGUGAAACACAACUAUUUUUGCUUCUUUCUUUCUUUGUUUCUUUGUUGCUUUCUUUUUUUUUUUUUCUUUCUUUCUUUCUUUCUUUCUUUCUUUCUUUCUUAAUAUCACUCCAACCCUUCUUUCUUUCUUUCUUUCUUUCUUUCUUUCUUUCAUUUUCUCACUGA